GCUAUUGGACAUGAGAGCAACACAUGAUAAACAUCCAGGCCAAGAUGAUGAUGGUGUUGCUAGAGCCAGAUCUACGAAACAGCCACCUUCUCCUCCGUCUCAAACAACAUGGUACCUAACUCUGGAGCCACACGACCACAGACUCCCAGUGAUGACAGUGGACUGGCCAGUCAGCAAGUCAGUGUGGCCAACAGUGAAGCCACGCUGAUGGCGACUCCAAUUGUGGAAGACUCAGAUGAGACCCAGAUGUUAGCAGGUAUCAGUUAUGACCAGCCUCAGUUGGGGAUGUUGUCAGUGUCAUUCCUGGACGCCACUCACCACUCCACCCACCAUCCUCCUCCUCUCUCCUCCUCCCUGGCCCUCCAGACUGACCUCAUGAGUGCUGCUGAUUACCAUCGUAAGUUGGUUGUCUCCACUGCAGAGAGGAAUGAAGCUGCCUUAUCUCAGGAGUCUCAGGGGCAGAGAGUGUCAGAGUUAGAGAGAGAGGUCAGACUUAGAGAUGAGAGGUUGACUGACACUCUGCAACAGGUGACCACUGCUCAAGACAACCUCCUGAGAGUGGUGAGUGAGACUGAAGAGGCCAAGACUGAGGUAGAGAGUCUGAGACAACAGCUGUUGGCAGCUCAGGAAACCCUCACAGCUAUGCAGCAGGGCGACAGGGAGGCCCGGGAGCAGUUGAGAGAGGCAAGGGACAGUAUCCAGGCCCAGAAACAAACUCUGGAGUCACUGCAGACUCAGUGCCAACUGCGGGUCCAGAUGCUGGACUCUCAGAUCCUCCAGCUACAGGAGGAGCUGCAGGCAGCCCAGAGGAACUGUGCCGGAGCGGUACACGAGAAGGAGGCUAUGCACCAGGAGAACAAGAGACUAGCCAGGCUACAGGUGGCCCUGGAGGGAAUGCUGCGUCGAGUCGAGGCUGAGACCGGGGAUAGACAGAGGGAACUGGAGGCCCAGUUGAGACAGAGGGAGGAUGAGGUUCGAGAGCUGGAGGCUGUACGAGCCGAGGUUGUGUGUGCUCAGAGAGAGGCCCAGGAGGGCCUCACUGCCGAGAGAGAUGAGCUGCGACAGAGACUGGGGGAUGUGGAGCACCAGUUGGCUCUUCUCAGGCCGCAUCCUCUGAAGAUCAGGCCGCGAGGAUACGAGAACUUAGUGUCCAAGCUGCAGAGAGAGUUGCUACAGCAGCAAGAGUGUCCAGAUCUCUUGAGAAUCACAUCACUCUUCUCAGAGACACACUCACCAGCAAAGGUCUCACCAGGAACAGAGGCUCUCCAGCAGACCAGGGCCCAGCUGAGGUCUAGAGAGACAGGAGAUGGAGACGGGAGAGCACAGACUGCCACUAGUCAGCGUGUGAUACAAGUUAGGCUUAGGUGUUGGCUGGUGGAAAGGAGGAGGGUGUGCAGCAACUCAGCAGCUCAUCGGCUAUCUCCCUUCUCUCCAGUACUAGCACAAGUAAGACUGCCUAUCCUUGCUGCUGGAAAAGAGUGGUUCGAGGUCUAUUCUGAGGAGGAUAGCAGAUCUGUCCCGAGUCCUCUCCCAGUAGGCACACAUUGUCAACCAACUGUCCAAAAACAACUUCUUACUCUUUGCCAUCGGUUUUGCAAACAGCUACCUCCUUUGAGUGUGGAGCAGUUGACGGCAGCAGUCAACAGUCUCAGUCAAGUAGUGGGAGCUCUCUCUGAGAGGUUGUCAGCAGUGAGUGAUCUACUGACUCAGUUGAUAUCUGGUGACAGAGAGGCUCUGGCCAGAGACACCGACUCUCUCAGAGACACCAUUGCUUCCCUCCAGACCCAACUACAACAACAGUCUGAAGGUGUAUCAGUUCAAACCCAGAAAGUCUUUGAAGAGAAUGAGCAGUUGAGAAUCGAAUUAAGAGAUGCAGAACAUCGCUUACGGCACCAAAGUGAAAUCAAUGCACAACAAAGAGCAUCUGUGGAGGCAGAGUCCUCGCGAGGUGCUCAGUUGGAGAGAGAGAAGCUAGCCGCAGUUUCGCAGCUGGAGACAGAGGUCAAAGGUCUUCAGAGACUCUUGAAAUCGGUGACCUCUGACCUGGAGGAGGCCCAGUCUCGUCUGGCGGAGUACCAGGAGGCAGAGGGCUCUCUGGAGCGAUCCACUCACACCAUCUCCUCCCUACACCAGGAGCUAAGAGCUUCGAAAGAGAAGGAGGCAGAGUUGGAUAAAGCUCUUCAUGAGCUGACUCAGUCCCAGUCAGAGAUGGGACAGCGACGGGGCAGCACUCACAUGCAACACCAGGCAACACUGGCUUCACUGCAGGAUUGUCGUCAUGGUAUCCAGGAAGCGUUGGAGGUGGAGAGGGCCACCAAGGAUGAGAUGGUUGGCCGGUUGUCAGAGGUACAGGGCCAGCUGGAGGAGUCCCAGGAAGCUAGGGGGGCUGACGCGGCAGAGAGGAGACAGAGACUGGAGGAGUGUGAGAGGGAGCUAGAGAGAGGGAGGAGGGCAGGGGAGGCACAGGGGGGAGAGAGAUGCCGAGCUGGGCAGGGGGGAGCACUACAGUCAGCUGUUGGAGAAACGAGCGGAGGAUGGUGGUGGGCUUCGCUCCAGUCUCGCGGCCAAGGAGAGGGAGCGACAGAGACGGUUAGACAGAGUCCUGCAGGAGAGGUGGCCCGGCCAAGGUCCAGGGAGAGCUGCAGCACGAGAGCCGCUGCCAGACUGAUCAACAGCACAUCUCCUCCUAUACAGAGCAUGUAUCUAGUCUCCGUGCUGAGGGAGAGAGUAGAGCUGGAGAGGAGACUGUGAGGCAAAACUGGAGUUGGACCAACUUAGAAGACAACUACAUCAGCUGCAAGCUACCUCAGAGAAGCAAAGAGAGACAGUGUCAGAGGCACAGAGGGAAAAGCAGCAGCUCCAAGCCAUCAGUUUCUGGACUCCAAACUCAAAUCACUUCUCUUCAAAAGAAGACUUCUCGUGACAGAGAGGAGGUUGCAGACUUAGUGAGGCAUUGGCAACAAGGAGGAGGAAGUUGCUGGACUAGAGGACAACUGAUUGCCUCAGACUCCAGUCCCUCACACCCCACUCUACCCUGGAACUCUCCAGGCUAAGCUAAUGAGACUGUAGACGCGGUACCGGGAGGCGGAGGUCCACCGCAAGCCCUCGUCUUCACAGAAGAACUACUCCAGUGCAGGUGGAGCCGUCUUGCAGACGCAGCAGGACAGCUCUGGUCAUGAGGCGAGAUGGGGGCCUCUCGCCAGCACACACAUCGCACGUACAAAGUCUCGUGGACUGCGGAGAAUGAAGACUGUGGUUGCACGUGGUAAUGGCAGCUUCCGUUUCAAUACGUGGUCGGAGAAGGAAUCAGUACAUUAGGUUUACUCUAACCGCGUCGAGAGAGAGAAAACCGCUGCAGUUUACCACAGAGGACCACACAUCGGAUGGUAUCAGACGGUACUGGCAUCGAUGCAAUAUCAGCUCUUACAAGCCACCGUUGCGUCCUCAACAACUCCAGCAUUUCCUCUCCUUCCACAACACUCCAGGCUGAGGCAGUCAAAGAGGGCACACCAGUAUUCAUCUCACUGAACAUGCUCCAC
This is a messenger RNA of Geodia barretti, 3539 nucleotides long. The record is from the annotation of a GenBank genome assembly. Lineage: Eukaryota; Metazoa; Porifera; Demospongiae; Tetractinellida; Geodiidae.